Molecule: messenger RNA, 1179 nt
Organism: Elaeis guineensis (African oil palm)
Lineage: Eukaryota; Viridiplantae; Streptophyta; Magnoliopsida; Arecales; Arecaceae
Product: late embryogenesis abundant protein D-34
Source: RefSeq, a predicted model, not a curated record
CUAUGAGCAACCUUCAAUUACCGUCGCUAGAUACCGUACUGGAGUCCUAUUCGGUAGGAAAAAGGACUGCAAUUUUAUUACAAGAGCCAAACCCAGCCAACUUCAAGGAUGAGCCAGGAACAACCCAGGAGGACUCAACCCGCCCAAGGAGAGCCCAUCAAGUAUGGGGACGUGUUUAACGUCCAGGGGGAGCUGGCUUGCGAGCCGGUUGCACCCCAGGAUGCUGCCAUGAUGCAGUCCGCCGAGAACCAGAUCAUCGGCCAGACCCAGAGGGGUGGGCCUGCUGCCGUCAUGCAGUCCGCCGCCGCCCGGAAUGAGACCGCCGGACUCGUUGGCCACCGCGACGUCAGCGACGUUCCGGCUGACCAGGGUGUCGCCGUCACCGAGACCGACCUCACCGGCCAUCGCAUCGUCACCGAGUCCGUCGGCGGACAGGUGGUGGGCAGCUAUGAGACGGCGGCGCCGGUGAGCACGACGGCGCUGCCGACCGGGGGGAUGUAUGGCGAUGCAUUUACUAUUGGAGACGCGCUCGAAGCGACGGCGAUGACCGCAGGAGGGAAGCCGGUGGAUCAGAGCGAUGCGGCGGCGAUCCAGGCAGCGGAGGCUAGGGCGACGGGGCUGAAUGAGGUUCUGCCAGGAGGUGUCGGCGCCGAGGCGCAGUCGGCGGCAACCGCCAACACCCGGUUGAUGCGUGAGGAGAACAAGAUCAAGCUUAGAGACGUGCUUAGUGAUGCGACUACCAAGCUUCCAGGGGACAAGGUGGUGACGCGAGAGGACGCGGAUCGGGUGGCGGGAGCGGAGAUGAGGAACAGACCGGACGUGUCGACGCACACGCAAGGCGUGGCAGCGAACGUAGCAGCGGCGGCAAGGCUCAAUCAGGACGUCCAGUUUUAGGCUUAUUAUGAUGGCGUUGGUGUUUGUAGUGAAAAAUUAAGGGAGCUCAAAGUAGCCAUAUGGUAGGAGUGUGACUUGAUAGUCUUUAGUUGUGUGCGAGACAGUUUCAUGUAUGUAUGUAUGUAGAUUUGGAGCGAGCAGAAGUGGUGUUUUCAGUCUCACGUUUUGCCUACUAAGCUUGUUCGGUGGAUUCGGUCGUUUUGUUGUAACCGAUCGUCUUAGUUAGCCAGUAAAUUUUGCUUAUUUGAUAAUAUAGGGCUGACAAAAUAUGAUUUGGUCUGUCAA